Pangasianodon hypophthalmus (striped catfish) is the source of this 4029-nucleotide messenger RNA. RefSeq names its product DENN domain containing 2B (gene dennd2b). Gene Ontology annotation, biological process: positive regulation of ERK1 and ERK2 cascade. The coding region runs from base 203 to 3571 and encodes 1122 amino acids. The record is from RefSeq and is a predicted model, not a curated record. NCBI's taxonomy places the organism in Eukaryota, Metazoa, Chordata, Actinopteri, Siluriformes, Pangasiidae. The transcript has 20 exons.
GCUCAGCCUUCAGCACGAGACACUGGGCGCGAGCGGCGCGGAGGCUUUUGUCCGCCUCAGAGAACAUGAGCGCGCGGGGAAAGUUUCCCUCAGUACCGGCGCUUCAUCGACGCUUUUUCCCUCUUUAACUGUGUUUGUAACCAGCUGGACACCAUGACUGGGACACCGAAGCGCUUCUCUGAGGGUGAGCGGCGUGAGGGACAUGACGGCCAACAAGAACUCAAAGGCCACGCCCAAAGCAGGAGGGGCUAAAAACCCUCAGGAGAUUCCUGACAGGUGCCAGUCUGCGUCCCCGCCUCCUAUUCUUUCUGGUGUAAAGGAACCGUGUCACGCUCAGUUCAGCGAGACAGAAGACGCCAGUCAGCAGAGCAGAUACGCCAGAGCUGACACAAGAAUCCAGUCUCAGAGGAACUGGAGUCAGAAAACGGCUAGCCUGCGCAGCAGCUCCACGCUUUCCACCGAGUCCCAGAGUAGACUCACCAAGGCCAAGAGCAUCGGCUGUCUGGAGAAGAAGCUCAGCAUCUACAAGGCGUCCAGUGGAGAAGACCAAGAGCAGAAGGAGAACCAACUUACAGACGGAGCUCCUGGAGGAGAUUCCUCCUGUCCUGGAUCUGUCAGCUGGAGUACGCUGUCUUUAACCUCCUCCUCCUCCGCCAAAUACGGCCACAAGUGCACGCUGUCGCUCAGCCGGAACGGCACCGGGACCUCGUCUGUCACAAUCCGGAAGAAGAUCUCGGAAUGGGAAUGUCGGAACGUGACUCUUCCUAGAAUGAGUCUGUGCUUGGACAAGAGGCCUGGCGGUGGGAGUGAAGUCUGCCCCAGCCUCUUGUCCUCUCCUUGUAGCGACAAAGCCUUCGACUUCAAGUCCAUGCGCAGGAUGAGCACGGCGUUUUCCGAGUGUUCCUAUCCAGAGACCGAGGAAGAGGACGGAACCUCGGACCGAGAGUCUAGCGGACGCUUCCAGAAGAGAGAAGGACAGAAGACGUUCGUGCGCAGUCUUUAUCCUCGUAAAGAGACGUCGGCCGUGCUGAACCGGAUACAGAAGAUCGAGCAGGCGUUGAAAGAAAGUCCUUCUGCUCCUCCAAAGUAUCUGAGCAACUGUUACGGCUUGGACAAGUCACGGCAGAAGUCUUUCACCAUUUCAUCACGUCAUGAGGACUUGGACAGCACGUGUGACAGCAAGCGGAGCAGCAUCUGUUCUGUCGCCACGGAGCCAGACACUUACCACGGCUCAGAAAAACUCUCCAAGUUCAGACAGAGGUUCAGCGUGGCCUCCUUUAUGUCUGAGAGCCCAGAGCUCCCCUGCGCACAAGGCCCGCCCGGCCCGCCCGGCACUCCCGUCAACCCCCUACCCAAACCCAAGCGCACUUUUGAGUACGAUGCUAAUCGGAACCAUAAAGACUCUUCGCCUAGCAAUGGAAUACCUCCGAAUCCCGACACUCGCCUUCCUCCGGCCGCCGUUAAGACACCUGAGAGCUCAUUCAAGAGAACACCUGACAGAGAGUCGUGUGAGUCUGAAGAUGCGGUGAGCCUGCCCUCCUCUUACCCCUCCUCACCCACGGAAAACGGCACCGCGUCCACGGAGAACCACAGCCGCCCCAGCUCCAAAAGCACUCUGGAGGAAAACGCUUACGAGGACAUUACAGAGUCUAUGAAAGAGAAUCCGUACGAGGAUGUGGACCUGAAAGGGAGAGGUCUGGCCCGCAAGUCUCGCCUGUUACCCGAGAGGUCUAAUGACUCACUCAACAGGACGUGGACCUCCCAAGACAGGAAGUCCACUACACCUCCCCAGCUCCCGUCUAAGCCGAGCAGUCAGUCUCUGCGGCUCCUGGCCCAAGCUGACAGGAAGAGCCACCGCUUGUCUCGCUUGUCUAAGAGACACAGUCAUGAUGACAUGUUGCUGCUGCCCCAGCUGUCGUCUCCUUCCUGCGGCCUGCUGGACGACGGCCUGAGCAACGCCAGUGACACGCUGGCCUCCCGCAGACAGAGACGAGUCCCCAAGGUGGUGCAGAGAAUAAACUCUAUCUUCUGCACAAAACGAGGGAAGAAGAGACUGAAGAAGCUCUCGCUGUCCAAUAUAGAGACGGCGUCUCUGAGAGAUGAUAACAGUGAGAGUGAGAGUGACUCUGAUGACAGGUUCAAAGCUCACACUCAGAGACUCCUGAAGCUGCAGUCGAUACUCCGCCGUGCCCCGAGUUACCGCACGCUGGAGCUGCAGCUGAUCGAGUGGCAGGAGCGGGAGCUGUUUGAGUACUUCGUCGUGGUUUCUCUGAAGAAGAAGCCCACUAAGAACUCCUACACGCCAGAAGUCUCGUACCAGUUCCCCAAGCUCGAGAGGCCGACUAAACAGAUGCGAGAAGCCGAGCAGCGUCUCAAAGCCAUUCCACAGUUCUGCUUCCCCGACGCUAAAGACUGGAGCCCCGUGUUCGAGUACAGCAGUGAGACCUUCUCCUUCAUGCUGACGGGAGAAGACGGAAGUCGGCGUUUCGGAUACUGCAGGCGGCUCCUGCCGAGCGGGAAAGGGCAGCGUCUCCCGGAGGUGUAUUGUGUCAUCAGCAGGUUGGGAUGUUUCGACCUGUUCUCUAAGAUCCUGGAUGAAGUGGAGAGGAGGAGAGGAAUCUCGGCAGCUCUGGUCUACCCCUUCAUGCGGAGUCUGAUGGAAUCUCCGUUUCCGGCCCCCGGAAAAACCAUCAAAGUCAAAACCUUCCUGCCUGGUGCAGGCAACGAGGUGAUGGAGUUGAGGAGGCCGAUGGACUCGAGGUUGGAGCACGUGGAUUUUGAAAGCCUCUUCAGCUGCCUGAGUGUGAGACAAGUGGUGUGUGUGUUCGCCUCGCUGCUGCUGGAGCGCCGGGUCAUCUUCGUGGCCGAUAAGCUCAGCGUCCUGUCCAGCUGUGUACACGCCGUGGUGGCUCUGCUUUACCCGUUCUCCUGGCAGCACACCUUCAUCCCUGUGCUUCCCUCCUCCAUGGUGGACAUCGUGUGCUGCCCGACUCCGUUCCUGGUGGGAAUCCUGUCCAGCUCACUGCCCAAACUCAAGGAACUGCCAGUGGAGGAGGCUUUGAUGGUUCAUCUGGGAACAGAUCGCUUUAUCAGACAGCUGGACGACGAGGCUUCACUCCUUCCACGCAAGCUACAGGCCGCGCUGGAGCAGGCGCUCGAUCAGAGGAACCACCUCAUCGAUCAGGACUCGGACAGCGAGUCAGACGACGAGUGUAACACGUUGAACAGCGUGGUGUCCGAGGCCUUCAUCCGCUUCUUCCUGGAGACCAUCGGACACUAUUCGCUGUUCCUGACUCAAGGCGAGAGAGGCGAGCGCGUGUUCCAGCGUGAAGCCUUCCGCAAAUCCGUGGCCUCCAAAAGCAUCCGCCGCUUCCUGGGAGUCUUCAUGGAGUCUCAGAUGUUCGCUGGAUUUAUCCAGGACCGAGAGCUGAGGAAGAGCAGAGCUAAAGGUCUGUUUGAGCAGAGAGCUGAGCAGUACCUGGAGGAGUUACCUGACACCGAGCAGAGCGGAGUCAACAAGUUUCUCAAAGGACUAGGUAAUAAAAUGAAGUUUCUCCAUAAAAAGAAUUGAUCAUGUGGAACCCAAAAAACACUAAGGACGUCUUUCCAGCACUACAUUUGAAGACUUAACACAACUCAUAUAUCUGAAGACGUGACAGCUGAAUUGAGUCGUGCAGUUAAAUGUCUUGUAAAUAUUUAUGAAUUAUGAUGUAGCUGUGUUUAUUCCAUUUCCUGGUACUGUGUAUGUGACAGAAGGAUAAAGACAGAGUGGUACUGAUGGGUCUGUGAUGAUACUGGUACAGCACUACCACGGUGUGUGUGUGUGUGUGUGUGUGUGAGAGAGAGAGAGAGAUCCACUGAAUAAAGAGUGAAUAAAUGGAAACGAGUGUGAGGUGGCUGUACAGAGACUGUGUAGUAUUUAACGCCAAAGUGCAUUUUGUACAUGUAUUAACACUUGAAGAUUCCCGUACUUGUAAUUCUUUGUAAAAAAAAAAAAUUAAAAAAAAUUCAAUAAAGCCUUUCAGAUUA